ACCCGACUGCAUUUUUACUGCAGAUUAAAUUUAAAUUCAUGUUAAAUUUAAUCUCAUCAUCUUCAGAUUAAAAUCAAACUGAUGAAAGAAAUGAAAGAGUUUUGAUGGAGGAAACUCCUGAUGUUCUGUGGAUCGGCGCCCUCUGCUGGAAACUCACUAAACUAACAGGAAGACUGGACGCACCGUCCACUUUAUUAGGUCCAGGUCCAGAGCCCUAAGCCUGCCGUGUUCUGGUUGAGCAGCAGAGGGCGCUGCAGCAGCUUCCAGACAGACUCGGAGCCUCCUGGAUGCUGCGGCUCUGCGGCGGCUCUCUGCGGCGUCGCCAUGGGAACGCUGCUCUCUCUGCCUCCCGGCUGCCGAUCCGCCGCGGCGGCUUUGAAGGAGCCGGCGGAGGUUCCUGAGGAGGAGGAGGAGAAGAAGAGGCGCUCUGUGCUGCUGCAGGCGCUGCGCUGCAGGAAGCGGCUGGCGGCGCUGGGCUCCAGGGGGAAGUCGGCCCUCGAGGGCCCCAAGGUCAGAGCGCGGCCCCGGCAGGAGGAGCAGAUGUGCAUCAGGAGGCUGGUGGUUCAGGCCUCCACAGGCGAGCUUCUUCACUGUCUGUCCGACUUCCUGCGCCGGCGCUGCGUCAAGCUGAAGGAGUUCCCGUCCAAUCGGAUCGUCGUCUGGCUCAGGAACGUGGAGCGAGCGCUGCUGCUGCAGGGCUGGCAGCAUCAGGGCUUCCUCAGCCCGGCCAGCCUCGUCUUCGUCUACCUGCUCUGCAGAGACGCGGUGGACGAGGACACGGCCUCGGAGCAGGAGCUCCACGCCACCUUCCUCACCUGUCUCUACCUGGCCUACUGUUACCUGGGCAACGAGAUCUCCUACCCCAUGAAGCCGUUCCUGGUGGAGUCGAGCCGCGACGUCUUCUGGGAGCGAGCGCUGGAGGUCAUCGAGCGUCGGAGCGCCGACAUGCUGCGCCUCAACGCCGAGCCGCGAUUCUUCACCGAGGUUUUCCAGGACCUGAAGAGACACAGCGGCGGCGGCGGCGGCGGUGGAGGCGGCGGCACCCAGAGGACGACGGACCAGCGGAUGGACGAUCUGGACUGAGAGAGCCUGACCCACCUAGGGCUGAUGCAGCUUCCUGUUAAGGUUCCCAUGGCAACUACACCCGUACCAAACUCUCAGGACCGGUUCUGACUCACCAGAACCUCCUCAGGUACAAAUAGGUCCAGAUGAAGGCCUGGACGGAUCCGUCUCUGGGCUUCAGAACCGGACAGCAGGACACCAGAGUACACUUCAUCUGAGUCUGGCUGUUUCCACACCUGAUGGUCCGGUAGACCCGGUUCUACUGGAAAUCAAAAUGCAACAUUUGCUACAUUUUCAGCUGGUUUGGUUCUUUCAAACUGAACUGGGUCAAACAAUCCAAACUAGCUGAAAACCUGUUCCCCUCCUGGCCUGUGGGGGCGCUGAAGGAAACGACACUAAAGACACUGAGCAAAACUUCCUUCUUCACCAAAAGGAACCAGAUGGAAAGAUGUCAGAUCAUAUCAGUUAUUAGUCUUUGGCUAAAGACCAUGAGUCGUUUCUCCUGCUAGCGCUGGCUAGCACGUUUGUUUUGGUUGCAUUACCCA
Xiphophorus maculatus (southern platyfish) is the source of this 1607-nucleotide messenger RNA. Its product is annotated as cyclin-dependent kinase 5 activator 2-like. Gene Ontology annotation, cellular component: cytoplasm; protein kinase 5 complex. NCBI's taxonomy places the organism in Eukaryota, Metazoa, Chordata, Actinopteri, Cyprinodontiformes, Poeciliidae. Gene Ontology annotation, biological process: positive regulation of cyclin-dependent protein serine/threonine kinase activity; activation of protein kinase activity; brain development. Gene Ontology annotation, molecular function: protein kinase binding; cyclin-dependent protein serine/threonine kinase activator activity. Bases 325 to 1083 code for a protein of 252 amino acids. The record is from RefSeq and is a predicted model, not a curated record. The transcript has 4 exons.